AAUAUGGGGCCUUUACUUGCCAAUAAUGCCUCUUUUUAGUUCCCUCCAACUUCACCAAUUUUCCUAUGAACAAAUAUCAAAACAGCCUUGGAAUCUAAAUUAAUGGCGAUAACUUGUUUUCUCUUUGGCAUUGCAGCUUUAUCACUUCACCUUUUCUUCUCUUGCUCUGCCUCUGCAGCAACACUCGAUAUCAACUCCGAUCGAGAUGCUCUUCUUGCAUUCAAACAACAUAUCACGCUCGACCCUCUAAAUUAUUUGGCUACCAACUGGUCUGCCAAUACCUCUGUAUGCAGCUGGAUUGGUGUCUCUUGUGGCCUCACCACCAACUUCAGAGUCACUUCUCUGAACCUUUCCCUCAUGGGUCUUACAGGCACUAUCCCUCCACAUAUAGGGAACCUUUCUUUCCUUUCUGAGAUAAGUCUCGCCAACAAUAGUUUCCAUGGCCCUCUGCCAACCGAGCUGGUUCAUCUUCCUCUACUGAGAUACAUCAACUUCAGAUCAAAUAAUUUCAGCCAAGAGAUCCCAUCUUGGCUCGGCUCACAACCGAAACUUGAAGAAUUAUAUCUGGACGAUAACAAUUUCUUAGGCACUAUCCCAGCUUCCUUGUACAACAUUUCGACGUUGAAAACUUUGCAGCUAAUGAACAAUAAUCUACAAGGAAAUAUUUCUGAGGAAAUUGGCAAUUUAGCCAACCUGGAGACACUCAACCUGAACGGUAACAAGAAGAUUUCAGGUUCAUUGCCAUGGACCAUUUUCAACAUUUCUUCUUUGAAAACUAUUGAUCUGGCGAACAAUAUGAUAUCUGGUGGUCUCCCAGAUGAUAUGUGUAAAAAUCUUCCAAAUCUUCAGGCGCUGAUUGCUCAUCACAAUCAACUGGUUGGCCAAAUUCCAUCAAGUAUAGGGCAAUGUGGAAAGCUGCUUCGUGUGUAUCUGAAUAAAAACGCUUUCACAGGAAACAUCCCAAUAAGUCUUGGAAAUCUGACAUUGGUUCAGGAGCUUUCUCUAGGCUUCAAUAAUUUGACAGGAGAAAUACCAGAGGAACUUGGUUCUCUUCUCUCGGUUGAGCAGCUUGUGUUGCGUGACAAUUUCCUCUCAGGACCCAUUCCAAAAAGUCUAUUUAAUUGUACUUCGUUGUUCUACUUAUCUCUUGGUGCAAAUGAUUACUUAAAAGGUCCAAUACCAAGUGAGAUUGGUAAACUCCGUAAACUUAUGUCCUUCAUCGUCCGCUAUAAUAACUUUUCAGGCACCAUCCCAUCGUCUUUGUUCAAUAUAACAACUGUACGACUCUUGCUGUUAAAUGUAAAUCGAUUCUCAGGCAAACUUCCAUUGAACUUUGGCCAUGCUUCUAAUCUGGAGGAAAUUUACCUAACUAGGAAUCAGAUUAGUGGACCACUUCCUGCUUCCUUCUCUAAUGCUUCCAAGCUCACUAUUGCAGAAAUGAGCUCAAACUUCUUUUCUGGACCUAUUCCAAACACUCUCGGUAACUUAAGGAAUCUGCAGCGCCUCAAUCUAGCCGCUAAUCUUUUCACUGGUGAAUCUUCAGCUUCUGAAUUGAGCUUUCUCUCUUCUUUGGCAAACUGCAAAGGAUUAACAAGACUAGUCUUAGUAGGCAAUCCACUUAAUGGCACUCUUCCUACUUCAAUUGGUAAUUUUUCUGCUAUACGAUAUUUCAAUGUGGAAACUUGUAAUAUCAAAGGUAGCAUACCAAGAGAAGUAGGCCAUAUAAGCAACCUCACAACCUUACUCCUGCAAAACAAUGAAUUGAUAGGAUCAAUUCCAGAUACAAUUGGUAGAUUGCAGAAGCUUCAAGUUUUGUAUCUUCAAGGAAAUAAGUUGAAUGGUUCCUUGCCAAAUGAUAUUUGCCAAAUGAAUAGCUUGGGAGAAUUAAUUUUGAGUCGAAACAACAUCUAUGGAACUCUACCAGCCUGCCUCGGGGAUGUUAAUUCACUAAGAUCUCUGCGAUUAGAUUCCAACAAUUUUAUUUCAACAAUACCCUCUACAUUAUGGAACCUAAAAGAUGUCUUGGAUUUGAACUUGUCAUCAAAUUCACUUAGUGGCCACCUACCACUAAGUAUUGGAAAUUUGAAGGUAGUAACACAAGUAGACUUAUCAAGUAAUCAUUUAUCCGGUAUCAUCCCAGAUUCCCUUGGAGGCCUCCAAAGCCUGAUGAAACUCUCCUUAAGACACAACAAUUUUGAAGGCCCUAUUCCCGAAUCAUUUGGAAACUUGAUAAGCCUGGAAGCAUUGGAUUUGGCCAAUAACAACUUGUCAGGAACAAUUCCCAAGUCCCUAGAGGGACUCAAGUACCUCAAAUACCUAAACCUGUCUUUCAACAAAUUGGAAGGAGAAGUUCCCACAGCAGGAACUUUUGUAAACUUCUCAGCUAUGUCUUUUUUGGGAAAUAAUGCCCUUUGUGGUUCUCCCUUCUUGCAAUUGACGCCAUGCAAAAUCAGUAAUCAGGGAAGAUCGAAGUCUGCCACCAAGCAAGUACUCGUAUAUCUUCUUCCUGCUAUCAUAUUGACAAUAGUUGUCAUACUUGUCUCAUUAAGAUGUAGAAAGACAAAAGUUAAGUUGGUAACUGUGGCUGAUCCAUAUCUUGAGAUUGUGGCAACAUGGAGAAGAAUAUCCUUCCAAGAACUUCAACAAGCCACAGAUGGAUUUUGUGAUAGCAACUUACUUGGUAGAGGGGGUUCUGGUACUGUAUAUAAAGGAAGACUUAGUGACGGGAUGGAAGUUGCUAUAAAGGUUUUCAAUUUGCAACUAGAAAGAGCAUUCAAUAGUUUUGAUGCAGAAUGCGAGGUAAUGAGCAAUAUCCGCCAUCGAAAUCUUGUCAAAAUUAUAAGUUGUUGCUCUAACAAUGACUUCAAAGCAUUGGUAUUGGAUUACAUGCCAAAUGGGAGCUUGGAGAAGUUGUUGUACUCUCAUAACUAUUGUUUGGAUAUCCUUCAAAGGCUCGACAUAAUGAUAGAUGUUGCCUUGGCAUUGGAAUAUCUUCAUCAUGGCUUCUCUAGACCUAUUGUUCAUUGUGAUUUGAAGCCUAGCAAUGUCCUGCUAGAUGCAAAUAUGGUUGCUCAUGUAGCUGAUUUUGGCAUUGCCAAGCUCUUAGGUGAAGGAGAUUCUAUGACACAAACAAGAACAUUGGCCACUAUUGGGUAUAUGGCACCUGAGUAUGGAUCGGAAGGCAUUGUUUCAACAAAAGGAGAUGUUUAUAGCUUUGGAAUACUGUUGAUGGAAACAUUUACGAGAAAGAAACCCACUGAUGACAUGUUUGGUGGAAGAAUGAGCUUGAAGGAAUAUAUAAAGCAAGCAUUACCUGAUGCAGUAGCUGAAAUAGCAGAUGUUAAUUUGCUGACAGGGGAAGAAAAUUUUGCAGAUAAGAAAGACUGUUUAUCAUUCAUUUUGGGAUUGGCUGUGGAAUGCUGUGUUGAAGUUCCUGAUGAGAGAAAUGGCAUAACCCAAGUGCUAUCAAAACUCAUUACCAUCAGAACUCAAUUCUUAGCCAGUUUAGCAAAGACUAAUGAGAUUGGAAAAUAGAAUUCUACGUCAUUGUACAAUGGAUUAGAAGAAGUCUUAGACCCUCAAAAUAAUCUAAAAAUAAAUUGAAAUCCUUGAAUUUGUUAAUUUCU
Molecule: messenger RNA, 3626 nt
Organism: Hevea brasiliensis (rubber tree)
Lineage: Eukaryota; Viridiplantae; Streptophyta; Magnoliopsida; Malpighiales; Euphorbiaceae
Product: receptor kinase-like protein Xa21
Exons: 5
Coding region: 103-3534 (1143 amino acids)
Biological process (GO): hormone-mediated signaling pathway; protein phosphorylation
Cellular component (GO): plasma membrane
Molecular function (GO): protein binding; protein kinase activity; ATP binding
Source: RefSeq, a predicted model, not a curated record